Molecule: messenger RNA, 3105 nt
Organism: Cutaneotrichosporon cavernicola
Lineage: Eukaryota; Fungi; Basidiomycota; Tremellomycetes; Trichosporonales; Trichosporonaceae
Exons: 2
Coding region: 1-3105 (1034 amino acids)
Molecular function (GO): RNA binding; 3'-5'-RNA exonuclease activity
Source: RefSeq, a predicted model, not a curated record
AUGAGGCCGCAAUUCGAGUUGCCGCGCCGACUGGCAACCGUCGCUCCGAGGCGGUUCCAAACCACUAAGCCUGUGCGCCGGAAACGCGAGUUGCCCGUCGAAGAGGCCUCGUUUGAUCGCAACCCUGAUGCGUCCAAGGCCAGCAUCCAGCGGCAGCCCUACAAGGUCUCAGCCCUCGGUGCCGAGAUCCCAGACGACAUCCCCCAGGUACCACUGCACAUUGACCAGAUCGAGUCGCGUAGGUUACGAUGGUACAUGCGUACCAUGAACGAGGACAAAAUGACUCCCGAAGAUGAAGACCGCCUCGCCCGUGCUAUGGAGCGUACUGUCAAGCCUUCUCGACCACAAAUCGCGUUCAAGGCCGAAGACGCCGGUGCCAGCGUAGAGCGUAAAGAUUUCUUUGCUAUCCCCGGCGAGGACGGUUACAACUCGGGCGCGAUCAGCGCUGGCGAGAUCACUCCGGGCCUCGAGCCUGGGCGUGUCGUCGAGAUUCGUCGUGAGGCGGGCAACUACGUCGGAGUCAUCCUUGCUCCAAUUACAGUGGCACUCAAGGAGCGUCUGCUGUUGUUGCAGAGUACGGGCGAGAUCUGGCCCGUGGGCGUCAACGACAUCCAGUUUGUCAUGCCCAAAUCGCUCAUCCCCGAAGAAGUGAGCUCCAAGGCCUGGCACCCCGACCUCCUCCAAAUGUGGAAGUCUGGGGAUGACAUUGGAUCCGGAGAGUUCGACGAGAGCAGCAUCAUCGGCGCAGAGGAGGCGGGUGAGAUGCUGGCGGCUCGGCGCAAGAUUGCGACCGUCCUCCGUCGUGUCUUGCGUGAAACGGAGAGAAUGCAGGGCCGCCUGUUGAGUGGCUCGGUCGAUUCGGGACGCGGAGGCGGCAUGGACGCACUCUGGGAGGGUCUUGUACCCGCGGACCCGAACACGCGUGGAUCGAUCUCGGCGGCGGCCGCCGCCGAGUUCCUUCUCAACCGCUCAGAGGCCCAGGCCGAGGACGGCGAGAACCGGAUCACCGUCCGGCCCGGGACUCUGCCGGCGUACGCGGCGCACAGGAUGCUCAUGGACCGUCCGGAUCUGUUCCUCGGAGCCGACAUCAGCAUGUGGGAGGAGCAGACGUUCCUCGUGCGCUCUCGUGCCGACGUCGAGCUCCAUAAUCGCGUGGAACGGUGGGUGACGACGCAGGAUCCCAUCUUCCUUAACUUUGUGGACAAGGCCCAGAAAGUACGCGCAGCGAUCAAGGCGGGCGGUGAGCUACCCGAAUGGACCGAGGACGAGCGCGACAUUUUGUAUACCCUGACGAUGGCGCUGUUUGAACGGCGUGGAACACAGCAACCCCACAAUGUCACCUUGGCGUGUAGCAUCGCCAAGUGGUUCUCGUCGGACGUCAAUGACAUCAUGUCCCUCGGAUUCAUGGGGCCGCUUCUGAACGAACUCGGCGUCCUGCCCACAUAUGACUCGGCCAUGCCGAACAAGUUGAUCGAGAGCGCAUCGCGUUCGGCCAGCAUGGCCGGUUUCGUCAUGCCGACCGAGUUUGGCGAGACGGCGAAAGAACCCGUAGCUGCGGACGCUGCGCUCGACGCCCUGCGUCAAGAGUUCUCGCACCGUGUGUACGUCAUCGACGACCCAACCGCGCUCGAGCUCGAUGACGGCAUCGCCCUUGAGCCCGCUGGCGGCGACCAGUACUGGGUGCACAUGUACGUAGCAGAUCCAACUCGCUUCAUCGAGCGAGAGGGGAUGCUCUCCAAGGCAGCGAGCGUUCUAGGCACCGCCCACUACCUCCACGAGGGAACGGUGCCGUUGCUCCCACCCUCGCUGGCAGGCGGCAAACUGUCGCUCGGUGCGGCCGAUGGACAGCCGACAAUGGUCUUUUCGGCCAAGGUGGACACACAGGGAACGGUGCAUGACUGGAAGGUCGGAAUGGGGUUCACGAAGAACACGGUGGUGACGACGUACGACGCCGUCAACGACGCGCUGGGCAUCGAGCCUGUGAAGAAGACGUACCCCUUCGGCAAACUGCGGGACGACUUGAUCGUGCGCCCGCCGUUGCGCGCGCUGGACACUCUCGAGGCGGGGCACAACACUGAGCUCCAGACACUCAUGCAGCUCUCGCUCGCGUUGCGUGCUGUGCGCUACAAGGAUGCGGGUUUCGAGUGGGUAGGCUCGACCCCCAGUGUGGGUGUUUACAAUAUCGGUCCGGUCCCGACCAAUCUGCACGACCGAGAAAAGUUCCCCGCCGCCCCGCGCGCGAGUCCGGCCCUCGACAAGGUGCAGCUCAGCUAUGAGGUGGUGCAGAGGCCGUUAGCCACCAGCGCAACGACCAUGGUCACCGAGUUCAUGGUGCUCGCGAACCAGAUCGCGGCGUGGUUCUGUGACGAGCACAACCUUGCGGCCGCGUUCCGCGGCUCUGGCCUCGUCACCAACACCAAUGCAACGCCACCAGAGUUGACAGUGGAAAAGCUCCUUGCGCAGCGUACGCCUGGCACCGGCUAUGUGGGAAUGGACCAGGCCAAGAUUGGGUCUCUUCUUUUCCCAACGACGCAGCUUUCCCCGACCCCUAUCCCGCAUUGGCUUAUGGGCCUUAGCGCGAGCAAGGGAUACAUGUGGGCAACGUCGCCGCUGCGACGAUACGACGACAUGCUCGCGCACUGGCAGAUCAAGGGUGCGCUUGCGGCAGCCGCCGGCGUCAGUGGAGGAGAGGGCGUGCUCUUCAAAGAGGCGAUUUGGCCGCUCAUCAAGCGUACCUCGUAUGGCCAGCAGCGUGGACGCACCGCCCAGCGCACGGACAACCGGUAUUUUACCAGUCUGCUGUUCGAGCAGCGCGCUUCGGGGCCCUUGCCAGAGGGAUACGAGGUCGACCCAGCCGAGGCGGUCGACCUCCACGCCCCGAUGGACGCUACGGUAACGAGCCGCCCAUACUACGCCACCUAUCAAGAUAACGGGCCGUACUUUGUCGACAUUAGCGUGCCUACACUCGGAUUGGUGUCCAGCGUUGGCUUUGGGACACAGGCCGAGGCCCAGCGCCGAGCACCCAUCGGCGCGACCAUCAAGGUCGUGUUCCACCAGACUGCAAUCUGGCCGCUGCCCCGCAUUUCCAUGAAGAACGCAGCUUAA